GAACUUUAUCUGCUUUAUAUUGUAGGACGAAAAAAGUUGAUCCUUUCACCUCCAGACUACUAGAAAUCCACUCCAAGAUGCUAAAAAUCAAUAAGAAAGAGGAAAUACGCUUGGGGUUGCAUCGCUCAGACUAUAUGCUGGAUGAGCAAACUAAAUUACUUCUGCAAAUAGAGCUUAACACUAUUUCAUCAUCAUUUUCGGGGCUAGGUUGUCUUGUCAGUGAGCUUCACAGGAGCUUGCUUCAUCAAUACAGAGAACGCAUUGCAUUAAAUCCUAACAAAAUUCCCACAAACAAUUCCGUAAAUCAAUUUGCGGAAGCACUGGCUAAAGCUUGGAAUGAAUAUGGUGAUCCAAGGGCUGUAGUUAUGUUUGUGGUUCAAGCUGAAGAGCGCAACAUGUACGAUCAGCAUUGGCUUUCGGCUUCACUGAGAGAAAAACAUCAAGUUACAACUACCAGAAAGACGCUAGCGGAAAUUGAUGCACAUGGAGAGCUUCUAGAAGAUGGUACCCUCGUUGUAGAUGGUGAAGCAGUGGCAGUCAUUUAUUUUAGAGCUGGCUAUGCACCAAGUGACUAUCACGCGGAAUCUGAAUGGAGUGCUAGGCUUCUGAUGGAGCAGUCACGUGCAGUCAAGUGCCCGUCAAUUUCCUAUCAUUUAGCUGGGACCAAGAAGAUUCAGCAAGAGCUUGCAAAACCCAAUGUACUAGAAAGGUUUCUUGAAAACAAAGAGGCCAUUGCCAAACUACGAAAAUGCUUUGCAGGCUUGUGGAGUUUGGAUGAAUCCAACACAGUCAAGGAUGCAAUUGAGAGACCCGGCUUGUACGUAAUGAAACCGCAACGAGAAGGAGGAGGAAACAAUAUCUAUGGGGAAGAUGUGAGGGAAGCUCUUCUGAAACUGCAGAAGGAAGGCACUGGAAGUGAUGCGUUUAUACUAAUGCAGAGGAUUUUUCCAACCGUUUCUCACUCGAUACUAAUGCGAGAAGGCAUCCCUCAUAAGGAACAAACCAUAUCAGAACUUGGGAUAUAUGGAACUUAUUUAAGGAACAAAACGGAAGUUCUAAUCAACCAACAGGCUGGUUACUUGAUGAGAACAAAGGUCUCUUCGUCAAAUGAGGGUGGGGUUGCAGCUGGUUUUGCAGUGUUGGACAGUAUAUACUUGGUUUGAUGAGAUUGGCUCUUGCAUUGUUACUGGGGUUGAAUGCGGAGGCUGCAUCAGUCUUUCCUACAUUACCUUGGAACACACCAGUCUUAUAGCGCUUGUUCAACCUUGUAUUUUUCUUGUUUAAUCUUAAAUAAAUAGAGCUCCAUAUUUUUUCUGAAGGAAGUGGACACAAGAUUGAUAAUAGAUCCAAAGUUCUUGAUCGUAAACACAAUUCAGUGCUCUCUUUGUUUAUGCAAGGGCUUUACUUAUCUGCUACAAGCUGAUCACUGAAUUUGAACGUAUGAUUUGUUGCACAUCACUCGUGUUAUUUACAUUUGUUUUUACUACCA
Molecule: messenger RNA, 1489 nt
Organism: Nicotiana tabacum (common tobacco)
Lineage: Eukaryota; Viridiplantae; Streptophyta; Magnoliopsida; Solanales; Solanaceae
Source: RefSeq, a predicted model, not a curated record